AUGAAGCUCUCGCCGUCGGCCAGCGGUGGCCUCCAGGACCAGCCGGCGUCGCCGGAAGAAGCUGAAGAGCACAAGUGCCUAAAUUCUGAGUUGUGGCAUGCAUGUGCCGGCCCUCUUGUUUCAUUGCCUGCGGUCGGUAGUCGAGUGGUGUAUUUUCCUCAAGGCCACGGUGAGCAGGUAGCAGCAUCGACAAAUAAGGAAAUGGAGGCUCAGAUCCCCAACUAUCCUAGCCUGCCUCCGCAGCUUAUAUGCCAACUUCAUAAUGUGACCAUGCAUGCUGAUGCUGAGACAGAUGAGGUGUAUGCACAGAUGACACUACAGCCACUCAGCCCACAAGAGCUCAAGGACCCAUUUUUGCCUGCUGAGUUAGGCACUGCCAGCAAGCAGCCAACAAAUUAUUUUUGUAAAACACUAACUGCAAGUGAUACAAGUACACAUGGUGGAUUCUCUGUUCCACGCCGAGCAGCAGAGAAGGUGUUUCCUCCACUGGAUUUCAAUCAGCAGCCUCCUGCACAAGAGUUGAUUGCAAAAGAUCUUCAUGGCAACGAUUGGAAAUUUCGCCAUAUUUUUCGGGGUCAACCAAAGCGGCAUCUUCUGACAACAGGUUGGAGUGUCUUUGUUAGUGCAAAGAGACUGGUUGCUGGCGACUCUGUCCUUUUUAUCUGGAAUGACAACAACCAGCUGCUUCUGGGAAUUCGCCGGGCAAACAGACCACAAACUGUCAUGCCAUCAUCAGUACUUUCUAGUGAUAGCAUGCAUAUUGGUCUGCUUGCUGCAGCAGCUCAUGCUGCAUCAACAAAUAGCCGCUUUACUAUUUUCUAUAAUCCAAGAGCAAGCCCUUGUGAAUUCGUCAUACCCAUGGCUAAGUAUGUGAAAGCUGUGUACCAUACCCGUAUAUCUGUGGGUAUGCGUUUCCGGAUGCUUUUUGAGACAGAGGAAUCUAGUGUAAGGCGUUACAUGGGGACAAUUACAGGAAUAAGUGAUCUUGAUCCUGUUCGCUGGCCGAACUCGCACUGGCGCUCGGUAAAGGUUGGAUGGGACGAGUCAACUGCUGGAGAGAAGCAGCCAAGGGUAUCUCUUUGGGAGAUUGAACCGUUGACAACUUUUCCAAUGUAUCCAUCUCCUUUUGCUCUUGGAUUAAAGCGCCCAUGGCCUACAGGCCUGCCUUCUUUAUAUGGUGGAAGGGAUGAUGGCUUGACCUCUUCUCUUCUGUGGCUUCGAGACAGGGCAAACCCGGGUUUCCAGUCACUGAAUUUCAGCGGGCUUGGUACAAGUCCCUGGAUGCAGCCUAGGCUGGAUAAUUCCCUACUUGGUCUCCAAUCUGACAUGUACCAGACCAUAGCAGCAGCAGCAGCAUUACAAAGCACUAUGAAGCAAGUUUCGCCUUCAGUAAUGCAGUUCCAACAGCCUCAGAAUAUUGUUGAUAGAUCUGCUCUUCUAUCAAGUCAGAUUCUGCAGCAAGUACAACCUCAGUUUCAGCAAAUUUACCCCCAAAAUCUCAAUGAAAACAAAAUUCAAGGCCAUACACAACCUGAGUACCUCCAACAGCAGCUUCAACGCUGCCAAUCAUUUAAUGAGCAGAAGCCUCCGCUUCAUCCACAGCAGCAGCAGCAGGAAUCACAGCAGCAGCAAUGUGUGCAAACACCACAGGAUCAACAAAUGCAACAACAGAAGCAUCUGCACAACUUUCACUCCUUGCCAGAUGCAUUAUCGGCUUUUUCUCAACUUUCCUCAGCCACUCACUCCCCAUCUUCCACAUUGCAGGCAGUUCCAACAUUCUCGCAUCAACAAAACUUUCCAGAUACAAACAUUAGCUCUCUCUCACCAUCUAGUGGCUCUUCCAUGCAUGGCAUGUUGGGGCAAUUACCUUCUGAAGCAGCUUCGAGCCUCCCAUGUGGUGCAAUAAACACCCCUGUAUCGGUGUCUGACCCAUGGUCAUCUAAGAGAGUUGCAGUGGAGUCUGUUAACCCUUCUCGUCCUCAUGUUGUUUCACCACAGAUGAAACAAUUGGAUAUGGCAUCAUGUAACAUGCCACAAAGCUCUGCAUUAGCACCAUUACCUGGACGAGAAUGCUUAGUGGAUCAAGAUGGGAGCUCUGAUCCUCAAAAUCACCUCUUAUUUGGUGUUAACAUAGACUCCCAGUCACUUUUGAUGCAAGGUGGCAUUCCAAGCCUUCAGAAUGAUAACAGUUCAGACACGAUUCCUUACUCAACCUCCAAUUUCCUGAGCCCUUCUCAGAAUGGUUUCCCCUCUAAUCAACCACUACAUAGUGCGGGCUGCUUAGAUGAGUCAGGUUAUGUUCCAUGUGCAGAGAAUUCUGAACAAGCAAAUCAACAGUUUGCAACCUUUGUGAAGGUUUACAAGUCUGGAACCGUUGGAAGGUUGCUGGAUAUCACUAGAUUCAGUAGUUAUGAUGAACUUCGUAGUGAGGUGGGGCGUCUAUUUGGCCUUGAGGGCCAGUUGGAAGACCCUUUGAGAUCAGGCUGGCAGCUUGUAUUUGUUGACAGAGAGGACGAUGUCCUUCUAGUUGGCGAUGACCCAUGGCAGGAAUUUGUGAACAGUGUGUCCUGUAUAAAGAUACUUUCACCGGAGGAGGUUCAGCGGAUGGGCAAGCCAGGCAUUCAGCUCUUGAGCUCGGCUCCUUCAAGAAGGCUGAGCAAUGGCUGCGACAGCUAUGUGAGCAUGCAGGAAUCGAUAAGCCUGAGCACUGGGAUGGCGCCAGUGGGUUCGGUCGAGUUCUGA
This is a messenger RNA of Miscanthus lutarioriparius, 2742 nucleotides long. Lineage: Eukaryota; Viridiplantae; Streptophyta; Magnoliopsida; Poales; Poaceae. The record is from the annotation of a GenBank genome assembly.